AAAGCCGAUUGGUAAUUACAAUUUGUUCCCUCCGCAUUUUCCGGAAUGUAAAGCUGGUAACGCUGAAGGAAGAAAAAUUCCUCAACAUAUGUUUGACAACUGACAAAUUCCUUUGUGGAAAAACUUGAUUAUUUGUUUGAUCUUCUGUUAAAUUUGAAAAUUAUCCAAGUCCAAAUGAGAAACGAUAUGGCAGAUAAGAAUCGGGAUCAUGGUGACACGAACAGCGAAACAGGCAGCUCCUAUUUGAGUUUACAACGUUCACAAAUGAUUCGUUCCAAUAUACAUAACAUCUCACAAUUGCUCAAUACCGGCUUGAGUGCGGAAACAUUAGAUAUUUGUAUACAGUUGAUUGAAGCCGGAGUACAUCCACAAACAUUGGCUGAAGUCGUUACGCAAAUACGGAACGAAGUAGCGUCACUGGAAAAGGAUGAUUAAAACUCUAGGUCAGACUUCUACAAGCUAGAUUGUAAGGAGAAAUUAAAUAAAUGGUAAUGUUUGUUAUUUAUAAAGGAUAUUUGUGUUGAUUAGAAUAUAAUGUUAUGCAAGAA
This is a messenger RNA of Hermetia illucens (black soldier fly), 548 nucleotides long. Its product is annotated as mitotic-spindle organizing protein 1. Lineage: Eukaryota; Metazoa; Arthropoda; Insecta; Diptera; Stratiomyidae. Gene Ontology annotation, cellular component: gamma-tubulin ring complex; spindle; interphase microtubule organizing center. The record is from RefSeq and is a predicted model, not a curated record. The transcript has 2 exons. Gene Ontology annotation, biological process: mitotic spindle assembly; microtubule nucleation by interphase microtubule organizing center; gamma-tubulin complex localization. The coding region runs from base 175 to 435 and encodes 86 amino acids.